Molecule: messenger RNA, 2233 nt
Organism: Colletotrichum navitas
Lineage: Eukaryota; Fungi; Ascomycota; Sordariomycetes; Glomerellales; Glomerellaceae
Product: ubiquitin carboxyl-terminal hydrolase
Exons: 3
Coding region: 331-2031 (566 amino acids)
Biological process (GO): regulation of proteasomal protein catabolic process; protein deubiquitination; proteasome-mediated ubiquitin-dependent protein catabolic process
Molecular function (GO): cysteine-type deubiquitinase activity; proteasome binding; protein binding
Source: RefSeq, a predicted model, not a curated record
ACGGUUGGGCGCUUGGAAACUAUCAGAUACAGUCAGAAAGUGAAGUCUUUGAGUGGGGAAAGUUACUUUGAUGACCAAGACGCUCCUCCUUUCGAAAGCUUGGAAGAUUGUCGAAGGGGUAGCAGAUGCAGCAAGAGGAACAGGUGCAAGGGGAUAUCGCAAUAAGCGAAUCGGCAGCUGAAACGGACCUGCAGGUAUGUGUACUGACGCAAACCGCUGGGUGCCUUCAACAAACUUCUUCUUGGCCUUGUCUUGCACUUGGUCUUUUGUUCAUUAAACUGCACACAUUGUUCUUCCCUGCAACAAGUUCGAUAGCAUUGCAACAGCACAAUGGCAUCAAUACCAGUCACCGUUAGCCAUCAAGGCACCAAGUACCAGGUCGAAAUCGACUCUUCCUCCAACGGCGAAACCUUCAAGUACCAACUCUACAGCUUGACGGGUGUCGAGCCUGAGCGACAGAAAAUCCUCGUCAAAGGCAAGCAGGUCAAGGACGAUGAUGAAAUGUCCAAGUUUGGCCUCAAGGCCGGCGCCACACUCAUGAUGAUGGGCAAGCCAUCCGGAGAGAACGCAGAUCUCGCCCGCCCCAAGGAAGCGAUCAAGUUCGUCGAGGACAUGACCGAAGCAGAAGCCGCCCAGCAAGAGGGUGCCACCCCCGCCGGUCUCACUAACCUAGGCAACACCUGUUACCUCAACUCGACCCUCCAAACCCUUCGAUCGAUCCCCGAGCUCCAAGGUGCUCUCACCACAUACAAGUCAGGCAGUGGCGGUGCUGGCAGCAGCUUCGGUCUUACCUCAACUGAUAUUGCCACCCAGCUCACGGAUCUGUACAAGAAUAUGUCGGAGACCCAGGGCAGCAUACCCCCGAUUACCUUCUUAAGCACCCUGCGCAUGGUCUACCCACAGUUUGCCGAGAAGUCCAAGACUGGAGCUGGAUACGCCCAGCAGGAUGCCGAGGAGGCUUGGUCUCAGAUUAUCUCUCAGUUGAAGCAGAAGCUUUCCGAGUCGGAAGGCUCCUCUUUCAUCGAUAGAUACAUGGCUGGAGAGCUCCAGUCCACCCUUGAGGUUGACGAGCAAGCCGCUAGAGACGGCGGUGAGGAACCGGUCAAGUCGAGCGAGACCUUCCUCAAGCUCAACUGCCACAUUGACGCAUCCGUCAACCACCUGCGCGAUGGUAUCUUGGCAGCUUUGACGGAGAAGCUGGAGAAGAAGUCCGCAGUCCUGGACAGAGAUACGACCUACACGAAGAAGUCCCUCAUCUCACGGCUUCCCAAAUACCUCACUGUUCACUUCGUUCGGUUCUUCUGGAAGCGUGAGGUGCAGAAAAAGGCCAAGAUUAUGCGCAAAGUUACUUUUCCCCAUGAACUUGAUGUCGUUGAGUUCUGCACCGACGAGCUGAAGAGGGCUCUCGUCCCCGUGCGUGACAAGGUACGCGAAAUUCGCAAGGACGAGGAGGACAUUGAGCGGGCCAGGAAGAGGCGUAGGAUCAAUCCUGUUGACCGAGGCGAUAUCGCUGGAUCCUCCGGCGGCCCCGAGGGCAAGACGGCCCUGGAGAAGGCCAACGAGAAGAAGGCGGAGAGAUCUGGAAAGCCCGCUGCCACGACUUCCGAUGCCGACACUGAGAUGACCGAGACAUUCAAGACCGACGCAGAGGUUGAGGCCGAGAAGGACGCGGCCUUAAUCACCGCCAAGAAGGAGCUAUAUGCACUGGUCAACCAGGACCUGGCCAAGGACGAAGGCGCCAACCAGUCCGGGAUCUACGAGUUGCGAGGCGUCGUCACUCACCAAGGAGCGAGUGCCGACAGCGGCCACUACACUGCCUACGUCAAGAAGACUGCCCCCAUCGACCCCAAGACUGGUAAGAAGGGCGAGGAAGACGGCAACUGGUGGUGGUUCAAUGACGACAAGGUGUCAGAGGUUACCCCUGACAAGAUCGAUGCUCUGGCGGGUGGUGGCGAGUCGCACUCCGCGCUUAUCUGUCUCUACCGGGCCAUCCCCCUUCCGACGAUUGAUAAUGACGGUAAGACCGAGUAAAGGUUCCAGCUGGCAAAGGCUGUUGGGAGCAUCGACUUGGCGUUUUCGAGCGGUAACGAGGUUAUGGGAGGCAUUCAAAACAAGCCAUUGAAACAAGGAUCAAGCACUAGGGCAUAGACAGACGAAUGAUGAAUGUGAUGGCUGCGGUUCAUUACACAUGCGGCAAUUGCUAUAACUAUGGUUACAAUGGUGUACAUCAGCU